AGACCCCGCCCUCGGCGCGCUGGGAGCCGUCCACGGCGGCCGGAGCACGGCCGGUGCUGCAGCGCCGCCGCGAGCGGCCUCGGGAUCGGCGGCCGCAGGAGGGACUCGCAGAGCAGCUUCCCUCGCGGGGCCGCGGCGCGAGCGGGCGAGACCCCGAGCAAACUUUCUAGGGGCUUCGGCCGGGGGUGUGGCUGCGGCAGCGGGCACCGUCCGCUAGCAAAUCCUUCGCCUGGAGCUAGUGCCUUCGGCGGGGAGUGUCUGGAGCCCCGGCUGGGCGCGGAGCUAUCGUCCUCCGCCUCACUCUUCCCACAAAGGAUCUGCUCCGAGACUGGGGGUGUCGACUGCUGCAAGGACCGAGGUGGGACUCGCUGUGCACCCUCUGCAAACGUAGGCUGGGUGCUUCCUGGCGCUGUACUGUAAAUGUGGGAUAGUAACAUCUUUUGGGAGAAGAAAAUUGGCUUGCUUUCCUGAAAGUGGUGAGCAGACCACGGGUACCUGCGUGUGAAGAACAAUAAUCGGGUGGCUACCUUCUACAUCCUGUGCUUGGAAACAGAAGCAGUUGAAGAGUCCAUGUUGAUCUUGGAAACAGCAGGAUUAAAAUACGCUUCUAUAAAAAAACUUUACCAUCUCCUUUUUGAUCUGAAGACUGGGGGACAAUGGAUAUCAUAGAGACAGCAAAACUUGAAGAACAUAUGGAAAAUCAAACCAACGAUCCUACAAACACUUACACAAGACCUGCCGAACCUGUUGAAGAAGAAAGCAAAAAUGGCAACGGUAAACCUAAGAGCUUACCCAAUGGGUUGCGAAAGGGCACCAAAAAGUACCCGGACUAUAUCCAAAUCGCUAUGCCCAAUGAAUCAAGGAACAAAUUUCCCCUCGAGUGGUGGAAAACAGGCAUUGCCUUCGUGUAUGCUCUUUUCAACCUUGUCUUGACAACCGUCAUGAUCACAGUUGUACACGAGAGGGUCCCUCCCAAGGAGCUCAGCCCCCCACUCCCAGACAAGUUUUUUGAUUAUAUUGAUCGGGUGAAAUGGGCAUUUUCUGUAUCAGAAAUAAAUGGGAUUAUAUUAGUUGGAUUAUGGAUCACCCAGUGGCUGUUUCUGAGAUACAAGUCAAUAGUGGGGCGCAGAUUCUUUUUUAUCAUUGGAACUUUAUACCUGUAUCGCUGUAUCACAAUGUAUGUCACUACUCUACCUGUACCUGGAAUGCACUUCCAGUGUGCUCCAAAGCUCAACGGAGACUCUCAGGCGAAAGUACAACGGAUUUUGCGGUUGAUAUCCGGUGGUGGGUUGUCCAUAACUGGAUCGCAUAUCUUGUGCGGAGACUUUCUCUUCAGCGGUCACACAGUUGUGCUGACACUUACUUAUUUGUUCAUCAAAGAAUAUUCGCCCCGUCACUUCUGGUGGUAUCACUUAAUCUGCUGGCUGCUGAGCGCUGCGGGGAUUAUCUGCAUUCUUGUAGCACACGAACACUAUACUGUCGAUGUGAUCGUCGCUUAUUAUAUCACGACACGGCUGUUUUGGUGGUACCAUUCCAUGGCCAAUGAAAAGAACUUGAAGGUCUCUUCACAGACUAAUUUCCUGUCUCGAGCAUGGUGGUUCCCCAUCUUUUAUUUUUUUGAGAAAAACGUACAAGGCUCAAUUCCUUGCUGCUUCUCCUGGCCGCUCUCCUGGCCUCCUGGCUGCUUUAAAUCAUCAUGUAAAAAGUAUUCUCGGGUUCAGAAGAUAGGGGAAGAUAAUGAGAAAUCGACCUGAGGAGCGAAACAGAGGCAUCAGCUCUUAUACUAAAAGAGGUAUCACUGUAACCAAAGGUAUAGUUUUGUUUUUUUUAUUUUAGGGGAACGGACUGGUAAAUGAAGAAGUGGACCAAAUUUUGUGUAAAUGAUUAGAAAGAUGAACAAAUUAUUACCCUUUGACUGGUUUUUAUUCAUCCUAAGAAAGUUAUAUUCUCCUGUGGCUCUUCAUUCGUUGGUGACAAGCCCUCAACCCGGGAUUUUACUGAGCUUGGUAAAGAGGUGCCAAAGAACAUACUACUCCUUUCCUUAGUUUCCGCCCCCCACAAAGCUCUCUACUUGAGAAAUAUUUUUAGGGUUUCUUUUGUUGUUGUUGUUUUUCUUCCAAGGUCAGAAGAAUUUGUUAAUGUUUUAAAUAAACUAUCUGGACAGAUACUGGUACUGUGUAAAUAGAAUAACCUAAUGUUGAGAGUGGAUCUUAGCAUUAGGCUUCUGCAUGAUGGUGAGAUCCAGGGGUUGUGAGUAAACUUUGGGUGAACUUUGUUUCUACCCUCUCACAGGGAAGGUCAGGGUCAGGUCUGGGAAUGUGCGCUGCUGCUACCAUCCAAUGUUCUAUGUAUCACUUUUACUUUAUAUUUUUAAAUUGAUUAUUGAAAAAAAUGAAAGAGAGAUGAUCUAAGUAAAUAUGGAAGUAUUUGACACACCCCUCAAAUUUACACGUGUGUAAUUAUGUCAUUUUAAGAUCUCUGUGACAGGUACACAUGGGGCUGUUUCUGCUAAUGAGUGGUCCUUGGGGGCACACUUACCUGCUGUCUGCCUGGUAAAUUUGCACCUGGUACCCCCGGGCAGUCCAAUGCAUGGGAGCACCGGCUUAAAACACGUGUGUAAACUGAUGCUCAUGCCACGUGGGGAACAAGUCUGCAUCCUCUCCCAGGUCUCGCCUUGUGUGAGAUCUGUUUUAGAGCUGCUAGUUGGAACUCAAAAAUAUAAUUGGUCACGUUUCACUGAAAACCAUUUUUUUCUAGUUACAUUGUGCUUUCUGGGAAAAACCAAAAUGCAGUCCAAAAAUUUAGUGUGUCCUUGCCUUUUAGCAAGAGACCCAGCUUCUUAAAAACGCAGUGUUUAUAAGAAGGACUAAGGAUACAUACCACAAUUGAGUCCUUUUACUUUGACCCUGAAAUUAUACCACAGUGCUGCACUGUAAUUUACCACUGGAAUCGGUAGUGUUAGUUACGGCUACGCAACAAAAGAGGCAGCAUGUCUAAAGUUCUUUUAGGUGAUGCAAAAAAAAGAUGGACUUUAAAAAGAUCUGGUCAGAUUUAAUGCUACCAGAUUUUGUGCAUUGUUUAAUGCAGUUGAAUCUUUUAGAUAAUUCUUGGCUUAAUUUCUUAAGACUUCUACCAUUUCCCCCAAAAUAAGACUGGGUCUUAUAUUAAAGUUUGCUCCAAAAGACGCAUUAGAGCUUAUGUUCAGGGGAUGUCAUCCUGAAAAAUCAUGCUAGGGCCUAUUUUCCGGGUAGGUCUUAUUUUCACAGAAACACGGUAGUAACUUGAGAAAAAGAUUUAAGGUUACAAAAGCAUCAACACUAGGUCAGAGGGCAGAGAGGCCAGUUGGGAUGGAAAGAGGCAGUUACAUUUAUGUAAAAAUUGCCCUCCACUUAGAAUGAAAAACAAAUCCCUAAAUUCAUCAUUAUAAAGUAGUUAUCCUUGAUUUGAUACACAAAAUUGACCUUCAAAUUGCUUGAGAGAAGCACAAUACAAAUUUAAAUCUGUUCAGAAGGGUCAUCAUCCUUUGGUGCUAAAAUUCUGUAUGAGUUUUCAGUAUGGCUCUUUCUCUGUGUCAUAGAAGAAUCAUUAAAGGAAAGGUAGUUGAAUUCAAAGCCAGGAAGAAAGAUUAUCUAAUCUGGGUAUUUAAAACAAGGCAUGAAACCUUAAACCUCCUUGCAAGAAGUUUCUCUGAUAUUUAUUAUUAAACCAAUAAGAAACAUAUCUAUAGCUUACGUAAUGUGUUUAGCCAUAAUUCUACAUAAGUUUCACUGGUUUUCAUUUAUUAAAUAUUGACACUUGUGAUAGAACAAGGUGUUCUGGUUGAAAACAUGAUUUUAAAUGCCUGCUGUCUGACAGUGAGGAAAAGCACCUGACCCUGAAAAUCUGGAUUUUGCUCUCCUAACACUGCUGUACGCCUUGAGUCUCUAAUUUAAAUGAAACAACCUGAUGUACCUUAGAACCUUAUUCAACUGCAUCUUAGAUAACCCACUUUUCUUCUAAUUAAAGAAAGAAACAUUUAAGAUUUUAAAAAUCAUGGUGUAUUGAUUGUUGGAGACCCUUGAAACAGUGACCCUUGCAUUUUAGUCAUGUAACCCAGGUUUUUAAAACAAAACAAACCAAAAAACAUCACCUUUUAAAGAACUUUAAAAACAUCUGUGAUCCCACAUGUGAACACUGCUGCACCCACGUUCUUUACAGCGUGUCAUAGCUCUGUAAUAAACACUGUGGAAGCAUGUGAUGUCAAAAUAAAGGUGAAGGAAGGGAUAUCCGAAUUUCAGAUGGGAAAAUAAGAGAAAUAAUGAAUCUCAUUUACACUUAGGAAAACAAAUUUGAAGUUUAACCCAAUAUGCUACUCUGGAAUAUAAAACAGAAACAAUGACUAGACUUAUUGUGGUCAUUAUUUUGCAGUAUAUAGAAACAGCAAAACAUUAUGUUGUACAUCCAAAACUAAUAUAAUGCUAUAUAUGUCAGUUAUAUCUCAAUUAAAAAUAUUAUGAUCUUGCCCUUGAAACAAAUUUUUGGAGCUUGUUUUCCUUGCUAAUCAAGAUAUACUAUCUUAUCGAUUUUGUAGUUUCUCCUGUAAUUUAGUCCUUCUGUGCAAUAUCUAUGACAUAUGUUCCUAUAAAUUAUGCCACUUUUUUCUAAAUUCUUUGAAAUAGAAAUGAAUUCCUUUUAGAUUCUAUUUUGUGAGCUCCUCCACUAGCUCUUAAAAUAAAGCAUUCUUCCCCAAUUCCACCGGUAAUUUUGAAAUAUUAAAUUUCCUGGCAUUGUGGAAAACAAGUUUUGCUGUGGAAGGAAGGCUGUUUUGAGCGAGGUUGAGUCUAGUCUGGUUCAUGGAUGACGCUGCAUCAGGUUGAUUGCUGUAUACCAGCGCCCCCUUGUGGAAAUAUAUUAUAUGGGUUGGAACACAAACGCCACUUUUUCAAGUGUAUUUUCGUGUUUUUAAAAGACAUGUUUUUAUUAUUUUUGCCAAUAAUCUGAAAGCAUAAUGCAAAAGGAAUUACUUUAAAGGCACUUUAACCCUUUCCCAAAGGGAAAAUGUACUUAGGUUACAGGGAGUUGCAAUUCUAAUCUUUUAUCCAUUUGAUCAAAGAAAAUUUGCAGACCAUUUUUACCUCUCACCAUCACAAUCAUUAAUGUCUCCCUUUAUAUCUACCGAUACUUUGUUUACUUUGAAACACCGUUUGGCUGCCGUUUUAAUUUUUGUUUUUACAUGUUAGAACUCAUGCAGUUUUUUUUUAAUUGAAAGUUCACAUUUUGUUCCUUGAAGAUUCUGAACUUUUUUUAAAUUAUUUUUUUAUUGUUAUUUUUGUUUAGCACUGUAAAACUGAUUGAAAAUUUAAGCUGGUCUUAACACACUUCUGUAGUGUAAGGAAGUAUAAGAAAGAAUUUCUUAAUAAAUGAGUUUACAUGUUUAAAUCAAGCAUAUUAUAAGUAAUAUGCCAUGUGUUGAAGGCCUUUCUGUUUUAUGUAUAAAGAUUCCUGGUAUUUUUUUUAAAAUGUCAUUGUAUUGCAAUAAUUUAACUCUUUUGACUUACUUGCUAAAAAUAUAUCGUCUAUUAAGAAGUGCUCUUGACUUCAGUACCUAAACACUGAAAAUCACGUCAAAGGUAGCCAAAGAUAAGUUUUUAUAUAGAUACGUACCUUAAGUUGUGUUUUAUUUUAUUAUUCAUUAAUCUAACUAUGCUGUGUUCUAAAUGAAUCAUGAAUGAGAGUAGUUCUUUAUUGUGGAAUUAUUUAAAACUGUCCUUUAAAAGAAAAAACUAUACACAUAAGCUAAUCUAGUUGUCAAAUUGGGAUUCAUUGUUUAAUUUACCUCCUAUGCAAUGAUUAAUGCUGCAUAAUGUACGGUUAUGUUACAGUAUAUUCACAAAAGAAAUAUUAUUAUGGAGGUUUGAGAGGUAGCUAAUUGCAUUCUUUCGGAAAUUUACUGUACUGUUUCAGUGUUAAGUGCCUUGUUGUAAAGUAAAAUUUUAAGCCUAGAAGUCAUUAUUUUCCUGACAUAUAUUUUUCAUUAUGAAAUUACUGUAUGUUAUUGUAACAGUUUUAUUAAAUGCUUAUGUUUUAAUCAAAUAUGUAAAUUUCAGAAGCUCUUCUCUUCUACCCACCAGUACCUUAAUCAUUGGUCUAUUAUAUGGGAUUUGAAUUCAGGUUCUUUUUUUGAAAAGAAGAUUUUAUCUUUGUUUAAAAAUGUUUUACUUGCUUGUGCUUUUGUGUUUGUAAAAACAUUUCAGGAGGAAUUUAGGAGUGUAAUGAUAGUUUGUACUUCAAAAUGACGUUUUACAUUUACAUUUUAAGUGCCUAAUUGUUAGUUAAAACUAAUUUAUGUUUCUAUUCUAAAGGGAAUGUGUGUACUUGGUUUCUAAUCUCUUUGGCUUUACUUAAAAAAAAAAAAAAAGAAAAGAAAAGAAAAGAAAAAGCAAGAGCCUAUACUUUGUAUUUACCCAAUAAACCACCGUGACAUAAACAGUCUUUUCAAAA
Messenger RNA from Rhinolophus ferrumequinum (greater horseshoe bat), 6480 nucleotides. RefSeq names its product sphingomyelin synthase 2 (gene SGMS2). Gene Ontology annotation, molecular function: ceramide cholinephosphotransferase activity; sphingomyelin synthase activity. Gene Ontology annotation, cellular component: endoplasmic reticulum membrane; Golgi membrane. The coding region runs from base 657 to 1754 and encodes 365 amino acids. Gene Ontology annotation, biological process: ceramide biosynthetic process; sphingomyelin biosynthetic process. NCBI's taxonomy places the organism in Eukaryota, Metazoa, Chordata, Mammalia, Chiroptera, Rhinolophidae. The record is from RefSeq and is a predicted model, not a curated record. The transcript is spliced from 7 exons.